This is a messenger RNA of Raphanus sativus (radish), 1011 nucleotides long. RefSeq lists its product as uncharacterized. The coding region runs from base 1 to 1011 and encodes 336 amino acids. Lineage: Eukaryota; Viridiplantae; Streptophyta; Magnoliopsida; Brassicales; Brassicaceae. The record is from RefSeq and is a predicted model, not a curated record. The transcript has 2 exons.
AUGGCUGCAGAAACUGGCUGUGUGGUUCAGUACAAAGUUGAUAGCAACUGCAGAAAGUUGGUGGAAGUUGAGCUAGAAAAGGGCUUUCCGGAAAGGAUUGCAGCAGCAGAUAAGCAAGGUAAUGUAUCUAUAGUGGAUGUUGAGUACUCUUGGCGUCCAACCAAGUGCAAGAAAUGUGGACAUAUAGGUCAUAAGGAAUCUAGAUGUCUUCUUCGCUCUGAUCAAACCAUUCUACCUGCUAAAUCAGUUUCAAACUCUGGUUUAAUCUAUGUUGCUCAACCUACUUCAGACUCAGCUUUUGUUUCAGUUCCGGUUACGCCAGAUAUUAUCAUUGAUGCUGCUGCUACUAAUUCAGUCCCUGAAGCUGUUCAACAGUGUAACAACGAUGAUGCAAAUGUGGUUGGUUCUGUUGCUUCACAAGAAGCUCCUUUAGAUUAUGACUCUCUUGCUGGUCCUACUGUCGUGACUUUACCUGUCCAAGCUUCACACAUUGAGGUAUCUCCUCGAAACUUUUAUCUUGAAGGUAUCAAAGAAUCAAAUUUGGUUGAUCAAAGUACUAUGGCUGUUGUGGACGACCUAGUUACAUUAGCUACAAUCUCGGAACUUGAAAAUAUGAUUACUUCUCCAGCUUUUAUUUGCAUCAAUGAAACCACUGAGUCUCCUGUUUUGGAGUCUGCCACGACCUUACCGGUUGACAACAUUUCUGCUACUCUUGCUCCUCUUGAAGACUGUUCAGUUCAAAAGAAAAGUAUCAAAUUUACAGAGCAUAGUCUUGGUUCUAACAAGUUUGCUUCGUUGCUCUCUCUGGAAGAAGAAGAAGAUUCAUUGGAUUCUGUCGAAGAAACGGAUUCGAUGGAUUUUAUGACACUUUCCGGAAAAAGAAUUCUUCGAGAAAGACCGGUUAAACCAUCUGCAAAAACUAGGGAGAUACUCUUGCAGUCCUCGGUUUACGGACGUGGGAAUCACGGAUGUGGGAAUCGAGGACGAGGGAACCGCGGUGGACGUGGCUAG